AUGGCAGGCUGGGAUUUAUUUGGAUGGUUCAGGGACAUUUUGUCAUCCUUAGGUUUGUGGAACAAGCAUGGUAAGCUAUUGUUCUUAGGUUUAGACAAUGCAGGUAAGACUACUCUUUUGCAUAUGUUGAAAAAUGAUAGAUUGGCAACUUUGCAACCAACAUGGCAUCCAACUUCCGAGGAAUUAGCCAUCGGUAACAUCAAAUUCACCACUUUUGAUUUGGGUGGACAUUUACAAGCACGUAGAUUAUGGAAGGAUUACUUCCCAGAAGUCAACGGAAUUGUAUUCUUGGUUGACGCUGCUGAUCCAGAAAGAUUUGAUGAGGCUCGUGUUGAACUAGAUGCUUUGUUCCAAAUCAAGGAAUUGGACAAUGUGCCAUUUGCUGUGCUAGGUAACAAGAUCGACUCUCCAAGUGCUGUUUCUGAAACUGAGUUGAGAGCUGCAUUAGGCUUGAUGAAUACUACUGGACACACUAGAAUUGAGGGCCAAAGACCAAUUGAAUUGUUCAUGUGCUCUGUUGUUAUGAAGUCCGGUUACUCUGAGGCUUUCAAGUGGUUGUCUGAGUACAUUUAA
This is a messenger RNA of Kluyveromyces marxianus DMKU3-1042, 573 nucleotides long. It is a transcript of the gene SAR1, whose product is annotated as Arf family GTPase SAR1. The transcript has a single exon. Gene Ontology annotation, biological process: membrane organization; endoplasmic reticulum to Golgi vesicle-mediated transport; intracellular protein transport. Gene Ontology annotation, molecular function: GTPase activity; GTP binding. The record is from RefSeq and is a predicted model, not a curated record. NCBI's taxonomy places the organism in Eukaryota, Fungi, Ascomycota, Saccharomycetes, Saccharomycetales, Saccharomycetaceae. Gene Ontology annotation, cellular component: COPII vesicle coat; endoplasmic reticulum exit site. The coding region runs from base 1 to 573 and encodes 190 amino acids.